This is a messenger RNA of Magallana angulata, 1899 nucleotides long. Its product is annotated as A disintegrin and metalloproteinase with thrombospondin motifs adt-1-like. The record is from RefSeq and is a predicted model, not a curated record. NCBI's taxonomy places the organism in Eukaryota, Metazoa, Mollusca, Bivalvia, Ostreida, Ostreidae. The coding region runs from base 89 to 1876 and encodes 595 amino acids. The transcript is spliced from 14 exons. Gene Ontology annotation, molecular function: protein binding.
UAACGAAACGGUGUCAACUGAAAUGACAUAUAUUUAUAACUACGCGGACUGACCGCUGGAAUCAGACCAUCGUUAGCUCUCCGAAGCCAUGAUAUCCGUCAGGGUUGGACAGUUGGCCGUUCUGGUCGUUGCUAUUCUUAUCCAAGAGCACCGCGUUGGCGCGGUUACCUGUAGUUCUGGUUGGUCAAAAUAUGGAGAAAACUGUUACAAGUUGUACACUGCUACCCUGCCAUGGACGGACGCCCUGAAGGCGUGUCAGGCCGUGGGUAGUAGUCUGGUGGACGUAGGCUCAGACGGGGAACAGACCUUUGUACACAAUCUGGCGUCGGGGAAUGAAUUUUGGAUUAGUGGGUCGGACGCUUCCACUGAGGGACAAUGGCUGUGGUACGGGAGCAUCCAGUCCUGGGGGUACACCCAAUGGAACUCGGGCGAGCCCAAUGACUCUGGUGGCGAGGACUGUGCCAGUUUGCUGAACAGUGGACGGUGGAACGAUUACCCAUGUAGCCGAAGCAUGGCCUACAUCUGUGAACAAACAACUGCCUUGGAUGCUUGUGACUCUACCUGGAGUUUCAGGGACGGUAAAUGCUACAAGUUGUUUACGUCAGAGGUCACAUGGUCUAACGCGUUGAAAACCUGUCAGGCCAACUCAGCUAACCUGGUUAACAUUGCUGAUUCCGGGGAAAAUGCAUUUGUUUACGGUUUGCUUCAGGGAAAGAGCGUGUGGAUGGGAGGGUUUGACGGGACGACGGAGGGAUCGUGGGCGUGGUCCGGGGGAGUGUUCACCUGGAGCUACACUAACUGGAAGGCUGGCGAGCCCAACAACUCUGGAGACGAAGAUUGCAACAUGAUGUACGAAAGCGACGGAACAUGGAAUGAUGGAAAUUGUCUGGGAACUCUUCAGUUCGUGUGCGAAAAGAACACACCACCAAUUAAUGGUGGAUGGGCGGGAUUUGGUUCAUACGGCGCAUGCUCCAAAACCUGCGGGGGAGGUACUCAGACGAGGUCAAGGACAUGUACAAACCCCGCCCCUCAGUGGGGAGGAGACAACUGUCCCGGAUCUUCUACUGAGUCCCAGGCCUGUAACACUAAUGCCUGUCCAAUUGACGGUAACUGGGCAAGCUGGGGCAGUUACGAUACAUGUACCGUGACCUGUGGGGGCGGGACCCAGCAGAGGACUCGCACGUGUACAAACCCCGCCCCUCAAUAUGGUGGAGCUGACUGUUCCGGCGCCACUUCCAGUUCACAGUCCUGUAACACCAAUCCUUGCCCAAUUGACGGUCUGUGGGCCUCAUGGGGAUCCUGGGAGACGUGCACGGUGACGUGUGGUGGGGGCACUCAGGACCGAUUCAGGACGUGCACGAACCCUGCUCCUCAGUAUGGCGGCGCCGACUGUGUGGACGUUAAUAACAGUACACAGGACUGUAACACACAAGUUUGUAUCAUUGACGGUUCUUGGGGCUCCUGGGGUCAGUGGGGAACCUGCAGUGUCACGUGCGGUGGAGGCCAAAGGUCAAGGACCAGGAUUUGCGACAAUCCGGCCCCGGCUAAUGGCGGACUGGACUGUCCCGGUGCUUCCAGUGACUAUGGUGACUGUAGCACUGACGCCUGUCCAACAGUAGCGGCCGGUCAAUACCAGCAGCAAUGCCCAUCCGGCUACUUCACCUGCCAGUCCGGCGGAAUGACGUGUAUACAGGAAAUAUACAAGUGUGACUGCUCAUCCGACUGUGACGACGGAAGUGACGAAACAGACACGUACGCCGGAUGUACCAAUGUAGCCGAGUGCCUGCUGAAGAAUGGAGCAGGUAUCAGCGUUGCAUCAAUGAUUGUCUUAAUGACGUCAUUAACUGCAGCUUUGGCGUUCAUCUUGAAUCAAUAAUUGACCUGGAGCAUUUUUUACAG